Messenger RNA from Gigantopelta aegis, 1039 nucleotides. RefSeq lists its product as uncharacterized. NCBI's taxonomy places the organism in Eukaryota, Metazoa, Mollusca, Gastropoda, Neomphalida, Peltospiridae. Bases 3 to 737 code for a protein of 244 amino acids. The record is from RefSeq and is a predicted model, not a curated record. The transcript is spliced from 4 exons.
CAAUGACCCAAGUACCACUGGCGUUUGUUUUGAUGUCGCGAAGACAAACAAUCGAUUAUUUAGGGGUAUUCAACAGUCUUCUAGAAAAAAUGCAACAACAGCCACAAGUGAGACGUGUCGUGUCUGAUUUUGAAGCGGCUACCUGGGCUGCGAUACGCGCCGUACUACCACAUGUUGAAUUGAAAGGGUGCUUAUUUCACUGGACCCAGGCGGUUUUCAAAAGGAUCAGACAAGAAGGACUGGAAAAAUCGUACCAUGACAAGGGACGCACAUACGUAUUCCUGAAACAAGUUCUGUCUCUGCCUUAUUUGCCAGCUGAGGAUAUUGAGGAGCAGUUCGAGCGACUUUGCGCUGUUCCGGAAAUCCCGCCAAAGGUGGAGAACGUUCUUGCAUACAUGAAAAGAACAUGGUUCAGAAGUAGCGUAUGGAAGGUGGAGAAUUGGUCCAUUUUUGGAUUGCCAAUUCGAACUAACAACAACACAGAAGGCUGGCAUCGGAGAAUCAACGCAAGGGCUACCAGAGAUGGAAUCCAGUUUUACUUGUUGGUUCCUCUCCUUCUACGCGAAGCGAAGUUAGUCAAAAUGAUGAUGGAGCGAGUUAGCGACGGACGGCUUGGACGUCUACAGAGAUCCAAGCAGAGGACGAGGCAGGGGGAAGUUUUCCAAAUAUGGACACAAUACCAUGAUGGUGAAAUUUCUGCCAAACACCUUCUUCGAGCUAUUGGACAUUUGUUGUAGCAUAGGCUGAAACGCAAUGUCAUAUGUUAUGACUGAUAAUUUAAAUUAAAUUGAAAUGAAAAGACAUGGUUUUUUGCUUUGUUUGUUUGUUUAUUCAAAAUGUUAUUAUUAAUAUUGUUACCUUGCUAUUAUAUGAAGUUUACCUAUUGAAGUGGGUCGGUGGUCUCAGAAAAGUUAUUACUUUUCUUAAUGCCAAAUUACAACGAAAAACAAAUUGAUCUGAUCUGGUCUGAUCUGCCUACGAAAAGAAGAUGCAAGUUGUGUGUGUGUGUGUGAGAGAGAGAGAGAGAGAGGGGGGAUGG